AUGCAAGAUGUCAUCAAACAAAAGGUACCACUUCGUAGACUAUUAAAGAUGUCAUCACCAGAAAUCCAUCUAUUCAUCAUGGGUUGUAUUGCAGCUCUCUGCACAGGUUCUGUCAAUCCAAUCUUUUCCAUUCUCUUGGCUGAAAUUUUAAUAGUCUUCCAAAACCCAGAGAUGGAUACUCUUAAAAAAGAAGCCGCUAUGAUGGGCCAUUUGGUUCUUGGUCGUUGCGGAAUAGCUUUGAUCAUAUUAAUGUACCAUCCGAUCGGAUGUCCAAUUCAGAUGUCUCAUUCACAUUCAGUAGCACAAAAUUUAUAUCAAGGUAGUUGGAUUAGACAUAGUAAUAAUGUACAACCAUGUAAUGCCCCAGUCUAUACCAAUAUGACAGUUCCAGGUAAAUCUGGUCCAGGUGGUACUUUUUCAACUCAUGAUUCAGAAUCUCCAUCAUAUACCUACCUAGUCAACUGUACUUUUAAUGCUGACAAUACUUUUACUGGCCAAGGUUCCAUCUACUACCCCAACUCUUGGAAAUUAUACGGUUACGUUCAAGUCAAGGGUCAAUUCCUCAGCAAUUUCAACUUUGUCGUAGUUUACCCUCCAUAUGCAAGAUUUAAUUAUCAAGGUUCAACUCAAUACUAUGCUCUUGAUACCUGUAAUUAUGGUUUUGAUGAUCAAGAAGAUCUAGAUUUUGAAAAUGUUCCAAGAUCCUAA
This is a messenger RNA of Cavenderia fasciculata, 708 nucleotides long. RefSeq lists its product as uncharacterized. Bases 1 to 708 code for a protein of 235 amino acids. The transcript has 3 exons. Gene Ontology annotation, molecular function: ATP binding. Gene Ontology annotation, cellular component: membrane. NCBI's taxonomy places the organism in Eukaryota, Evosea, Eumycetozoa, Acytosteliales, Cavenderiaceae. The record is from RefSeq and is a predicted model, not a curated record.